GCAAUAUAUUCUUGUAUCACACUCAAACUCUCAAAGCCGUCCAAUAUGAUAUUAUUAUCCUUGAAACGAUAGAGGGUUUAUUGUCUACAACAAACAAAGGGCGUGUGUCAUGAAAGGUGCGACAGGUGCAGUAACACUUUCACUUUCCGGGUUUUUUAAUAGGAGGGGUACCCCCGGUGCAUAAGCAGGGGGGUUUUCGCUCGCUGACUCGACUUCCGUUUUUGGUGAGCCUUUCUCUCGAUAGAGUGCCGUGUGUACUACUACCGCCAUCGGCAAGGGUUCGCGCUGGAUUCGAUUUCCCCUCCGUCUCCGCUAGCCUCCGCGACCGGGCAAUUCCAAGGCUAAGAAAUAUCGACAUUGGGCGCAUGCAUUGUGUAGGUAUACUACUGCUAUUCAGCUAGAGCGCGCUAGCUGGUUUCGCGGUGCGUCAUCCUCAUCCCGAUCCCACUCGGGAAAUACAAGAGACGAAUGCUCAUUUGCUGGUCACCAUUUUCCGAUUUUGAAGGAUAUUUGGACAGUCAAGAUGAACAAGACUUGUGCGAGAUGCCUCAGGACCGUUUAUCCGGUGGAAGAGAUGAAAUGUUUGGAUAAGAGUUGGCACAAGGGAUGUUUUACCUGUGAAUCAUGUGGGAUGACCCUGAACAUGAAGAACUACAAGGGCUACGACAAGCUUCCAUACUGCCAUGCCCACUACCCUACAACGAAGUUUACCACUGUGGCAGAUACCCCUGAAAACAGAAGACUUGCAAAGAAUACAAAAACUCAGAGUCAGGUUGAGUAUCAGAAGCAGUUUGUACAAGAUAAGGGCUGCAAGAUAUCAGUGGCUGAUGACCCUGAGACAGUGAGAGCAAGAAGGAAUACCCAGAAUCAGAGUGCAGUCAUGUAUACAGGUCAGCUACAGCAGAGAGAACAGAGUGAACAACAUCGACCAGCUCCUGAAGCUGGCACAGUUCGCAAGGGGAACAUUCAUGUGAGGCAAAAUGACAUUGAAAGUGUGCCUGAUCCCGCCCAGUUGCCUGUCACCCACCAUUAUCAACCACCAACAUCGCCUGAUGAUUAUGAUCCUGUUCAUCAAUUUGAAUCAGUCACAGGAUUUAGCUUCACACGAUUAACGCAGAGGUCAUAUCAGACCAGAUUGGAAUGGACAUACUCUGGACCUCCAGCCAGCAAGCAGUCAGUUGGAUCCUUGUUUGAUCCCGGUCAAAAGCCACAGAUGCAGCAGCAACAAAUGCCGCCUUCCGCUGGCCAGCCCAAUAAAUACCGUGCUAUCUACGACUACCUGGCUGCGGACCAAGAUGAGGUCUCGUUCAAAGAGGGUGACCUUGUCGUCAAUUGGCAACACAUCGACGAGGGAUGGAUGACAGGAACGAUCGAGAGAACUGGCCAGAAGGGCAUGCUCCCAUCCAACUAUGUACAGCCUGUAUAGAGUAGUUUUACCAUGUGCCCAUCUUAUACUUCACAAUGUUCAUUUACGUUGGAAAUUUUCUGUUUGAUUUUUUCAUCAUAAAUACAAAUGUUAGUGAGAAGAGAUAUAAACUAGCUGUAAAAUAACAAUUAGAAGAAAGCAUUUAGCAGUUAUAACAGAACAACUUUAUUCCUGGUUCAUAGCAUUGAUCAUUUAAACUCAGAACUUACCUGCAACUCAUUUUUAUACAGUCUUUGACUUGAUCGUAAAGAUAAGUCACUGCCUAAUUACAAUAAGUAAUAUACUCAGCACAUAAUUAUGGCAUAUUCUUUUACAGGAACAUUUCAUGCCUUUACUACCAAAACAGUAUUCAUUUCACAUACAUGUAGUAUGUAUCUGUACUCACUGUGUAUUGAAACAGAAACCUGGUGCAUUUAUGUGUUGUAAGAUAAAGUAGGUUGGAGUUGUGAGUUAUGGGUUAUUGAGAACGGAAAGUUCCGUAGUCCAGUUUUGGUAUUGGACUCCAUAAAUCUUUUUUAAGAAGACUCGUCAUGCACAAUGAAGCAUAUUAGCUAGAGCAAGCUUCUUAUGGAUGGUUAUUUAUAGAAACAUCUAAUCAUUUCAUUCAAUAUGCAAAAUAUUUGGAACUGCUUGCUUCUUUGAAUGUAAGCUCUUUUGUUGAAAAACAAGCGAAAACACAAAUUUCUUGCCAUUGUAGUUGUAAUUAUUCACAAGUAAUAAAGUUCAUCGCAUUUGCAUUGGACCUAUGCAGCCAUUGUAUUCUGACUUAUUUUUGUACAUAUAUAAUAUAGAGUUAGAUACAUAUUCCUAUAGUAUUCAAUAUUCAUACAGCAUUAUUUAAUUAAGAACAUGCAAAGAACAAAUUCAGUCAUUUUUUAACAGGGUGCUUGUUGUCUAGAUAGAAUUUCUUACUUAAUGAAGAGGGAGUAUGAAAAGCAACAAAUAAAAAAGAAUAUUGGUAAUGUCUGUGGAUGGAUUGGCUUUACAUCUCUUUCUCUUUUAAAUUGAUAGUUAAUAGCUCCACAGGAAAGAAGUUACCAUUGUUUUAUUUUGUUUCACUCAAAUUUUCAAUUUCAAGAGUAGUUAGGCUCCUUUUCAAAUUGUGUAAACUAUCGGGCAGUGUGUCCUAUGUAAUUUGAAAUCACAUUCUCUAUGAGAAUUGGCUUGUCAUAAAAGCUAUAUCACUUGUUUCUCUUCUUUGGUUUCUGUCUAUUCUGAAAAAUAUCUUCCUCAUUUGUUAGUACUACCAUUCUUCCUUCAAACUCCAGCAUGCUUUACUUCCAUAAACGAGUGGCUAUCAUGCAUGCAUAUUGUGAUUUCUUUUCUCUGAUUCAUGUGUAGAUGUUCAUACUUUAUUUUGUUGGUUAUUGUCUCUCUUGCUUCCAUAUGUACAUAGAUAUUUAGGUUAGAUAGUAUUGCUUGUAUGUAUUUAACGACAAGGUGAUACAAUGCUUCAAAUCUCACAAUGAAUUUAAAAUAACAUAUCAUUUAUUUUGUGAUCAAUGCUAUUGAAGAUUAGGUGUACUUUGUAAAUAUAGAUCAACCCAAAAUUGAUCCAAUCCCAGUUUUUAACAAAAAACAAGAGGAUUUGGGAAGUCAAUACAAUAGUGCAGAUCUCCCCCCCCCCUCCCAUUCUUCUUUCCACAGAUUUCUUUAGUGCAAAUGUAGAUUGUUAUGUCACAAGAGAAUCUCACAAGGAAAUGUACAAUGAUAUCCAACAUUGUUAAGAAUUAACAUUAAAAUUUCAGAAACAGAGUAGAGAAGGCACUGCUAGUCACUAAUUUUGAGUAGAAUCUAAUUUAAGAUCAAGGUGACCUAUGCAUACAAUUCACUGUGUAUCAUGUGCCAAGGUGAGAAUGCUGCAUUGUGAGGAAUCGAGAAAUAAUACUGCCAAUUACCUUAGUAAAACCACAUAAUAUAGUGUUUCAUAAGUGAACUCAAUUUGAAAUCGAGUCAGAAUAGAAGGAAAAGAAUAGUGUAGUACUAACAUUAUUACUUAACAUCUGAAGCUUUUAAACCAUUGAAUGGAGAGAGCUAGUAUCAUAUGACAUUGAGUUUAAGAUAUAUUUCAUUUUAUGUACCUAUGUAUUAUUUACUCUUCGUAUCCCAUAAUCAAAACUAUGGAAUGAGUACAAAUUGUAUAAUUUGAGACAACAGCUAAAUCAUGAUUUUAGAGAAAGUAUACAUUAAAUUACAUUUUUACCCAACUGUAA
This is a messenger RNA of Strongylocentrotus purpuratus (purple sea urchin), 3639 nucleotides long. It is a transcript of the gene lasp1, whose product is annotated as LIM and SH3 domain protein Lasp. The record is from RefSeq and is a predicted model, not a curated record. Gene Ontology annotation, cellular component: focal adhesion. The coding region runs from base 524 to 1426 and encodes 300 amino acids. The transcript has 9 exons. Gene Ontology annotation, molecular function: actin filament binding. Lineage: Eukaryota; Metazoa; Echinodermata; Echinoidea; Camarodonta; Strongylocentrotidae.